AUCUAAAGGGAGCCGUGAUAUGAUAUAUAUGCUUCAACCAGGUCGUUUGUCAUACCCAUCAUGGUUGUCAUCCAAUUUAUCCACAUUAAUUUCCGGACCGGGAGGUGGUUAUUUCAACCACCGCUCCGAGCAUUGUUUAUUUCAGUAUGAGUUUUUACUAUAGAAAAGGCAACAUGGCAGGAAUCCUAUUAAUCCUUCCUUUUUGUUAAUCCAUUCGUUACAAUGGCCAAGGAUCAAAAGACCCCCAAGCGUUCUACCCUCGCUGAUGUUGUUACUCGUGAAUACACCAUCCACUUGCACAAGCACGUCUUUGGCAGAUCUUUGAGAAAGCGUACUCCUGCUGCCGUCAAGGCUGUCAAGGCUUUCGCUCAAAAGGCCAUGGGUACCAAGGAUGUCCGUCUUGAUCCCGCCUUAAACAAGGCUCUCUGGUCUCGUGGUGUCAAGCACAUCAACCACCGUAUUCGUGUCCGUAUCGCUCGUAAGCGUAACGAUGACGAAAACGCUAAGGAAAAGCUCUUCUCCUAUGUUAGCUACGUUCCCGUCAGCACCUUCAAGGGUCUUGAAACUCAAGUUGUUGAUGAUGAAGCUUAAAUGAUUAAGUAUAAUAAAUGAUACUUUUCAGCAUCUUUACACCUGUCUACCUUUAUAUGGCUGGGUUAAAAGAGGGGGGAUCGGUCAAUAUGGAAUAUAUGUAUAUACGAGUUUUCUAAGGAAAUUGUCCAGUCAUUCUAAGAUGAAACUCGGUUUACUCUAGACAAUGAAUUCAGUGGAUAACAAUGAUGAGAAAGUUUACAUGAUCCACGUUUUUAGCUGUCAUUCUGUCUUUUAUUGAUGUGCCAAUGAAGGAUAAAAAUAGGAUUAUUAAAUGAAGAUCUACCGUGACUAUUUUGGUAACGAUGUAAAUGAGAGAAGGAGGGGGAUGGUGAAGGGAUGAUAUAGUAUUUCAUUGUAGGACUGCCAACUACUAAUUUCAUUAUAUCCAGAUUCUAUGUAUAAAAGCCCUCUGUUUCCCCCCCCCCCUU
Molecule: messenger RNA, 1022 nt
Organism: Rhizopus microsporus ATCC 52813
Lineage: Eukaryota; Fungi; Mucoromycota; Mucoromycetes; Mucorales; Rhizopodaceae
Exons: 4
Coding region: 223-591 (122 amino acids)
Biological process (GO): cytoplasmic translation
Cellular component (GO): cytosolic large ribosomal subunit; ribosome
Molecular function (GO): structural constituent of ribosome
Source: RefSeq, a predicted model, not a curated record